GCGCCGCCGCCGCCGCCAUGGACAUGGCCGCCUUGGAGCGCCUCCGGGCCGAGAGCAAGCUCCACGAUGCGCUCAUGCGGCUCGAGGAUGCGGAGGAGACCGACGACGACGAGGAGGAGAGGGGCGCGGAGGAGACCGACGAGCUCGCCUGCCCCUUCUGCGGCGACGAGUUCGACGGCGUCGGCCUCUGCUUGCACAUCGACGACGAGCACCAAGUGGAGACCAAGGCCGGGGUUUGCCCUGUAUGCACAGAUAGUGUGGGGAUGGACUUGAUUGGGCACAUGACCUUGCAGCAUCCCACUUUCUUCAAGCCUAGGUGGAGAAGCCGCCGAGUUUCAUCUGGGUCACAUUCUUCAACAUAUUCUGCAUUGAAAAAGGAUGCAGCGUACAUACAAUACCGUUAUGGUGGAUCCUCUCGUGCCGCCUCGUUCAAUACAGUGCCUGAUCCUCUACUCUCCUCCUUUGUCGGUGGCUUCAUUGAUGAAGAUGUGCCAAAAGAUGCACAAGAGGAGUUCUUGGAUCAAGUUAUUGAGAAAAGUGAGUCCUUGGAGCAGAAAGCACCAGAAAGUGUUGAGGAGCCUUUGCUCCCUGAGGUGAAGGAGGAGAGAACCAGGAGGAGCCAAUUUGUGCAGGGGCUAGUGCUGUCCCUGAUGUUUGAUGACAUCUUGUGAAGACUGUCUUGUUAGAAUUGAUUGAGAAGGCAGCUUCUUGCUUCACCGAACAAUAACUAGCGCAAGUAGCUGCCUUUUGCUGCCAUUAAAAACAGAUGGCAACAUUGUUGUGGGGUUAUGAGAAGAUGACUGUUGUGAAUAUGGAUGGUCCUUAGUAUGUGCGCUGGGUGUCGCAUGAAUAAUAAGAUAAUAUGUAUAGCUUAGUGGUAAUUUUAUGACUACCAGAGAUGUUGUCAGGGGGCUCCUGUGGCCCUGGUUGUAUGUAUAAUUGGGAGGCUCAACGACUGCCGAAAUGAACUGGUCCUCUUUAUUUGCAGACCUCA
Messenger RNA from Lolium rigidum, 994 nucleotides. Its product is annotated as protein DEHYDRATION-INDUCED 19 homolog 2-like. Lineage: Eukaryota; Viridiplantae; Streptophyta; Magnoliopsida; Poales; Poaceae. The record is from RefSeq and is a predicted model, not a curated record.